AUGGCCUCAAUUCCAGACGUCGUCCCUGGGACCGUCCACCUCGUCGACCUGACAUCCGAAGCCCACCACGACCGCCACCAUGACCCCUCCAACACGCAAAUUCUCCUCGUCCCGCAACCCAGCAAAGACCCCCAAGACCCCCUCAACUGGCCACGGCGUCGGAAAUUCUGGUCGUUGGCCAUGGUCAUCCUGUACACCCUCGGCGUCGGCAUCCCCACGACACUGCACUACAGCGUCAUCGCGGAUAUCACGCGCGACACGGGGAUCAGCACUACGGUUCUGGUGCAGGGGAAUGGAGUCAUGUUCCUCUUCCUCGGCUGGGCGUGUCUUUUGUGGCAACCGAUCGCUUCGGCGUACGGGCGGCGAGGGGUUUACUUGCUCUCGACGCUGUUUACCAUUCCCAUCAUGGUCUGGACGGCACAUUGCUCCUCCGCCGGGGAGUGGUAUGGCACUCGAGUGCUCAUCGGCAUCAUUGGCGCACCUAUCGAAGCUCUUCCGGAAAUCAGCAUCGCGGAUCUGUUCUUUGCGCACGAGCGCGGGACGUGGAUGAGCGUGUACGUGCUCGUGCUCUUCGAGUCGAAUUUCAUCGCUCCUCUGAUUGCGGGCUGGUUUGACGACGCCUAUGGCUGGCGCUGGACGAUGUACUUCGGCGCCAUCAUCUCGGCCUGUGCUUUUGUGGGACUUUUCUUCGGAAUGGAGGAGACGAUGUUCUUCCGCGACACGAUUGAAGGGGUGGAGACUAAGACGCCCGUGAAUGGGAGUCCUCCGCCGGAGGUCGUCGAUGAUGAGAAGGCUGGCGACAAGGAGAUCGCCGCUGGAUCGACUGAUGUGCCCGAUGGAAGUGAGACCGCCGCGCUGCAAUUUCCGGGAAAGAAGUCGUAUGCGGCGAGGCUGAAGCUGUUCAGUCGUCUUCCGGGCAGUCCGUCGUGGAAGCAGGUCCUGAAUAUGAUGUGGCGGCCUCUUCCUAUUAUCGUGCAGUUUCCGAAUAUUGCUUGGGCUGGGUUCAUCUACGGCAUUAAUCUUUCGUGGUAUAACGUCCUCAACGGAACAGCCUCGCCGGUACUCAGUGCUCCUCCGUACAACUGGUCAGCGGCAUUGGUUGGGUGCAUCUACGUCGGCCCUAUUAUUGGGGCGAUCUUUGGCUGUCUCUGGUCAGGCUACGUGGCCGACCGCCUCGCCCUCUACCUCGCCAAACGUAACAAUGGCACCCGUGAACCGGAACAUCGCCUCUGGCCUCUCAUCGUCGCCGGGAUUUUCUCGACUGCAGGCCUCAUUACCUGGGGAGUAGGAGCAUACCACGAUGUCCACUGGGUCGGUCUCGCCUUCGGUCUAGGAAUGCUUACGUUCGGCCUGGUAGUUGGUGGAGGAAUUGGACUCUCCUAUGCAGUCGACUGCUUUAAGGAGAUAAGUGGCGAGUCCAUGGCUUCUGUCAUUAUCAUUCGCAAUACCAUCGGCUUUGGCUUUAGUUAUGCCAUUACCCCGUGGUAUACGAAUAUGGGCUUGCAGAAUUGCUUCAUCACGGCCGGAUUCGUGUCUUUGGCGUGUAUGUCGACUUUCUUGCUCAUGGUGUGGAAGGGCAAGGCUCUUAGGAGGAUGUCGGCGAAGACAUAUUGGCGGUAUGUCGAGUCCAGUAGCGGCGUUGGUGGCCAUUAA
Zasmidium cellare ATCC 36951 is the source of this 1653-nucleotide messenger RNA. RefSeq lists its product as uncharacterized. Gene Ontology annotation, biological process: transmembrane transport. Gene Ontology annotation, molecular function: transmembrane transporter activity. The transcript is spliced from 2 exons. The coding region runs from base 1 to 1653 and encodes 550 amino acids. The record is from RefSeq and is a predicted model, not a curated record. NCBI's taxonomy places the organism in Eukaryota, Fungi, Ascomycota, Dothideomycetes, Mycosphaerellales, Mycosphaerellaceae.